AUGGCGAGUACGAACGACUUCGACAGCGACGGCAAAGUCCCCCACAAUGUUCACGAUACCGUGCGCGAAGCCACAGGGCAAGACCUCGAGCAUCCUCAAGUGCUACCAUCAGACGAUAACUCGGUGGACCCUAGAUUCCAGGCUGGCGUCCAAGAUAUCGAGGCCGUGACCAUCUCGUGGUCCACCACUGCCCUGGUGAUCGCCUACGCUUUGAUCUGGCUGGUUUACUUUGUCCAAGGCCUCGUGGCAGGAGUCAGUGGCAGCCUGCUUCCUUACGUGACUUCGUCCUUCGCUCUGCACUCCCUCACGCCCACCACCGGCGUGCUGAGCUCCGUCAUUGGCGGCGUCACGAAUAUGAGCAUCGCCAAAACUGUGGACAUCUUCGGUCGCCCGCAGGGGUUCCUCUUCUGCGUGGUUCUUGCGACGGUCGGCCUCAUCAUGGCAGCCGGCUGCAACAACGUCGAAGCUUACGCUGCGUCACAAGUCUUCUAUACCGUGGGAAUCAAUGGAAUCGGCUACAGCCUGAGCGUGUUUGUCGCCGACAUCACCUCGCUGCGGCACCGAGGUCUUGUCCAGUCCCUGUGCGCCUCGUCCAACGUGAUUACACCUUGGCUGGGCGGACCCAUCUCCACGGCGUUCUUGAACGGAGCGGGCUGGCGCUGGGCGUUUGGGAUGGAGAGUAUCCUCGUUCCCGGCGUCACCAUCCCGCUGUUCGGGCUGUUCAUGUACCAUUUCUUCAAGGCCAAAAAGCAGGGCGUCGUGCCGAAGCGAAAAAGCGGACACACAGUAUGGGAGUCGGUGACUUAUUACGCGCACGAGUUCGACCUCAUGGGCCUCUUCCUGCUGUCGGCUGGCGUCGCGUUCUUCCUGCUGCCCUUCAACCUGUACACGCAGCAAACGAAGGGAUGGAACUCGGCCAUUAUCAUCUGCUUCCUUGUGCUGGGCAUUGUGCUGCUGAUCGGAUUCGGGGUGUGGGAAAGGUUCUUUGCGAAGAAAUCCUUCAUCCCAUGGAAAUUGAUGCACGACCGCACCGUCAUCGGCGCCUGUCUGCUUGCCUUUGCCCUGUUCUUCAGCUACAUGUGCUGGGGCGUGUUUUUCGGCUCGACCCUGCAAGUGGUCAACGAUCUGAGCGUUACGCACGCCAGCUACGUCGUGGCAACCUACACCGUGGCCGGCUUCUUCUUCUCCAUCCUGGUCGGCGCCCUGAUGUCGUACACGGGCCGUUUCAAGCCCGUCACGCUCUACCUCACGAUCCCGCUGUCGAUCCUCGGCUCCGGCCUGAUGAUCCACUUCCGCCAACCGACGGGCAAUGUCGGCUACAUCGUCAUGUCCCAGAUCUUUAUUGCGUUUGGCAGCGGCGCCAUCAUGCUCACCGAUGAGAUCGCCAUCCUGGCCGCCGUCAAGGAGCAACAGUACUUUGCCGUCGCCAUCGCGCUGGUGUCCAUGUGCGCGAGCAUCGGCCAAGCCGUGGGCCUCACCGUCUCCUCGGCCAUCUGGCAGGGUGUCUUGCCCGAGCGGCUGGCGCUGUACCUCCCCGAGGAGGAGCUUCCCAACUUGCCCUUGAUCUCCAUGGAUAUUGUAACUCAGCUGUCUUACCCGGUGGGCACGCCGACUCGACUGGCUAUUCAGCGGGCGUACGGUGAUACGCAGAAGGACCUGUUCAUUGCCGGUACUAGUGUUUGGGUCAUUGGGAUUAUCGGAACUCUGAUGUGGCGGAACCUCAAUAUCAUUGGUAUCAAGCAGACGAAAGGUCGCGUCUUUUAA
Molecule: messenger RNA, 1764 nt
Organism: Cladophialophora carrionii CBS 160.54
Lineage: Eukaryota; Fungi; Ascomycota; Eurotiomycetes; Chaetothyriales; Herpotrichiellaceae
Exons: 1
Coding region: 1-1764 (587 amino acids)
Biological process (GO): transmembrane transport
Molecular function (GO): transmembrane transporter activity
Source: RefSeq, a predicted model, not a curated record